Molecule: messenger RNA, 933 nt
Organism: Lemur catta (Ring-tailed lemur)
Lineage: Eukaryota; Metazoa; Chordata; Mammalia; Primates; Lemuridae
Product: olfactory receptor 5I1-like
Exons: 1
Coding region: 1-933 (310 amino acids)
Biological process (GO): sensory perception of smell; G protein-coupled receptor signaling pathway
Cellular component (GO): membrane
Molecular function (GO): olfactory receptor activity; G protein-coupled receptor activity; odorant binding
Source: RefSeq, a predicted model, not a curated record
AUGGAGCUGGAGAAUGCCUCUUUGAAGACUGACUUCAUCCUCCUGGGAUUUAGUGACCAUCCAGAACUUCAGAGUGUCCUUUUUGCUGUGUUUUUUUCCAUCUACUCUGUUACAAUGUUGGGGAACCUUGGGAUGAUUUUAUUAAUCACAAUCAGUUCCCACUUACACACCCCGAUGUACUUUUUCCUCUGCAUGUUGUCCUUCACUGACGCAUGCUACUCUUCUGUCAUUGCCCCCAAAUUACUUGCGAACUUAGUUUCUGAUACGAAGACCAUUUCUUACAAUGGCUGUGCUGCACAGUUGUAUUUUUUCUGCUCUUUAGUUGACACGGAAUCUUUCCUUUUGGCUGCCAUGGCUUAUGAUCGGUACAUAGCAAUCUGCAACCCACUGCAUUACACGGUUAUUAUGUCCAAGAGAGUUUGCUGCCAGCUUGCAAUUGGAGCAUUUUUGGGGGGCACUGUUAGCUCCAUUAUUCACACCACUAACACCUUCCAUCUGUCUUUCUGCUCCAAAGAAAUUAACCAUUUCUUUUGCGAUAUCUCCCCACUCUUCUCUCUGUCCUGCUCAGAUACUUACACGCAUGACAUCAUUCUGGUGGUCUUUGCUAGUUUGGUGGAAGCUAUCUGUCUUCUAACAGUUCUCCUCUCUUAUGUCUGCAUUAUAGCAGCUAUUCUUAAAACAGGUUCCGCUGAGGGAAGACGAAAAGGGUUCUCCACCUGUGCUUCCCACUUGAUUGUGGUCACUAUUUAUCAUGGUACCUUGAUCUUCAUUUACUUGCGCCCCAGCACAGGUCAUUCACUAGAUAUUGACAAAGUAACCUCUGUGUUCUAUACGUUGAUUAUACCUAUGUUGAAUCCUCUAAUUUAUAGUCUAAGGAACAAAGAUGUCAAAAAUGCCUUUAGAAAAAUGAUUAGAGGAAAAUUACUUUCUUAA